AUGGCUAAUCCUCUGGUUGCUAGGUGCCUUUACUCUGGCAAAGAUUAUAUGAUUCCUUUGAAUCAAUGCAUGAGCUACUCUGAGUUGUAUGAAGACAUUUUCCGUACAUUCCAGUUUUUGCCAAGUGAUAUUAUUGAGCUUCAGUAUUCAGUUCCAGGUUGUGAAGUUUGUUUUCUUCGUAACGAUCGUGAUUUCCAGACGCUGUUUUGCUCUGCUAGAAUACAUAGGUUAGAAUGUGUCGAUAUUUCAGUUUUAAAGAUUGGGGGAGGUUGUAGGAGAACUUGUUCGGUGGAUAGUGGUUCGGAAGUUAUUGAUGAAGAUGAUUAUUUGGGUGAUGCAUUCAGGACUGAAGUUCACAAGAUGUAUUUGUCUGAUGAGUGGAGUUCUUAUAUUCAUCAUGUCGGGGAUAAGUUUCAUGGUGCUGCUGAGCUCCGUGAGAAGCUCAGGAAGUAUGCAAUUGCAGUUGGUUUCGAGUUUGCAUUCCUGAGAAAUGAUUUGGACUGUAUUCAUACAGUUUGUGCAAAUGUUGGAACCGAAGGUUGUGAUUGGCAUCUUCGUGCUUUUUCAUCAUCUACCAAUGAUUGCCUUUAUAUAACAGAGUUGAAUAAUAUUCACACUUGCAAGGGUGUAUUUAGGACUCAAAAACACAAGCUUUUGGGAUCCAAGGUUGUCAAGACUUGCAUUGCUGCUGAUGUUAGCUAUAAUCUUUCAUUGAAGCUAAGGGAGAUUAUGAGCAAGUUCAAAUCAACAGAUGGGUUUGAUACUUCCUACAAGGUUGCCUUGAAAGCAAAGCAUCGGGCCAAGGAAGCGAUUUAUCGUUCCGAUGCAGACACGUUCAGCAAGUUAUCUUGGUAUAAGGAAGCUGUUUUGCAGAGUAACCCCGGCUCUUCUUUUGUGUUGGAAGUUGAACCAUCUACAAAUCGUUUUCAGAGGCUUUUCGUAGCUUACGGAGGUUGUGUAGAAGGCUUCCAAUUCUGUUUGCCUGUGUUGUAUGUUGAUGGAACAUUUGGUAAAAGCAUUUACAAGGGGCAGAUUCUGUCUGCAACUGGAAGGAAUGGGAAUCAAGGUUUCUACCCUCUAGCCAUAUGUUUUUGUGAUUCUGAGACAGAUGCAAACUGGACAUUCUUUUUCAAGCAUUUAAAGAGUCUGCUUGAACCUCAAGGAAGAGUUAUCACAUUUAUUAGUGAUCGGGGUGUUGGAUUGUUGAGUGCUUUUGAUAAGGUAUUUGCUGGUAAUCCUCAUCUGUUUUGUUACAAGCACUUGGUGGCGAACCUUGCCGGUAAAUAUAGGGGUAAAGGUAAUUCAAAAUUGAUAGAAGAUGUUAAGCAGAAGUUUUUUAAGGUUGCAUAUUCCUCUACACAGAAGGAAUACCAUUUCAAUUUGAGGUUGCUUAGAGCAGUUGGUGGUGCCGAUAGUAUUGACCCUUUUCUUGCUGAAUUGCUUGUGGAAAAUUGGUGCCAUGCAUUUUAUACUAGCUGCCGAUAUGGAAUUAUGGCUAAUGGGAUUGCUGAAUCAUUUAACUCUUGGAUUGCAAUUGAGCGUUUGAUGCCAGUCCAUUGUAUGCUGGACCAGACAAGAAUUAAACAAAUGGAGAUGGCGGGUAAAAGGAGGGAAGAGGCAGAACGUUGGACCACAGAACUAACUCCCAAAAUGGAGGAAAGGUUGAAGGUGCAGAUGGAGAAAUCUCGUCAUUUCAGUGUCCAUUAUUCUAGCCCUGGAUUUUAUGAGAUCAAUUGUUUUCCUUGUCCUCACGGCCUUGCUGCAUUACAAGCUGCUUCUGAAAAUGUAUAUGAUUAUAUUGAUAAGUACUUUCAUGUUGAUAUGUUCAAGAAGAGCUACAGUUUUCCUAUCCAUCCGAUAACCAAUGUUGAUAUGUCUUCUUCGAAAUCUGCUUUUGAAUGUAUAUUACCUCCCCUUACGAAGAGGCCCCCCGGGAGGUCUAGGGUGAAGCGGUUCAAGUUGAUUGGAGAGGUUGAAAAGAUGCUGAUUCGUUGUGGUCGUUGUGGCAAAAUGGGCACUCAUAACAAGUUGAGCUGCACUGAACCUCUCGUUCAGCAGUAG
Messenger RNA from Rosa chinensis, 2061 nucleotides. RefSeq lists its product as uncharacterized. The record is from RefSeq and is a predicted model, not a curated record. NCBI's taxonomy places the organism in Eukaryota, Viridiplantae, Streptophyta, Magnoliopsida, Rosales, Rosaceae. The transcript has 3 exons. The coding region runs from base 1 to 2061 and encodes 686 amino acids.